This is a messenger RNA of Ostertagia ostertagi, 528 nucleotides long. NCBI's taxonomy places the organism in Eukaryota, Metazoa, Nematoda, Chromadorea, Rhabditida, Trichostrongylidae. The record is from the annotation of a GenBank genome assembly.
UUCGCCGGGAUAGAGGCGCUCAUCACCGGUCUCUGCGACGAGUCCCGUCUUUUGUCGCGAAACAGAGAAUUGUUUGUGGGCGUGGUUUGCGUGCUGUAUUAUUUUGGCAGCCUUCCAGCUAUCAGCUACGGAGGGCAGUACGUGAUCCCUUUUCUCGACGAAUAUGGUGUGUCGCUUUCAGUUCUAUUCAUAGUCACCUGCGAAAUGGUCGCCGUUUGCUGGUUCUACGGGAUCGAUCGGUUCAGCAACGAUAUCAAAUCAAUGCUUGGCUUCUAUCCAGGAAUCUACUGGAGGGUGUGUUGGAUGAUGUGCCCCAUAUUUAUCUCGAUCAUCUUCAUCAUGACCGUAUGGCAAGCGUCGCUCGCUCCGAUGCAAAUGCCUGGAUACGUGUUUCCAAAAUGGUCGGUAGGACUCGGAUGGUUUCUACGAAUGUUGUCCGUGUCCAGUGUGCCACUUUUUGCCAUCUACAUGCUUUCAUUUGCCAAGGGAACAUUUACAGAGGUCAGUGGUGAAUUCAAACCGCCAUGA